This is a messenger RNA of Eutrema salsugineum, 2455 nucleotides long. Its product is annotated as MND1-interacting protein 1. The transcript is spliced from 3 exons. NCBI's taxonomy places the organism in Eukaryota, Viridiplantae, Streptophyta, Magnoliopsida, Brassicales, Brassicaceae. The record is from RefSeq and is a predicted model, not a curated record. The coding region runs from base 89 to 2233 and encodes 714 amino acids.
UUUCUCUCGCGUAACCUUUCCCUCUUUCUCUCUAUCUUCUCAGCCGGAAAAUUCAGCCGUCGCCGAUCAAUUUUCAGGGAGUAUUCAGAUGGGUUGUACAGUAAGGGAGAAGCACGUCAGAGCGAACCGGAAGAUCCGACCCGCUUUGAGAUCCGAGCUCGAUCCGUGUUGUUUGCUCGAAAAGGUUGCUCUAUCGAAAUCCAUUGUUGAGUCAAGCCUCAAAAACCUGGUUUAUCAUCCAGGUCUCACUGAUUCUGGUCCAGAACAUUGCGUCAAUUCAAACCCUAGCGGUAAUUUUGAAGAGAACGUGUGGGGUUAUUGCACAGAGGAGCAUUUGGAAGAGAUUUUGCUGAAACAUUUGGAGUUUCUAUACAACCAAGCUGUUUCGAAGCUUAUCGAUUUAGGUUAUGAGGAAGGUGACGCGAUGAGAGCUGUUCUGAGUAAUGGGCACUGUUAUGGCGAACUGGAUGUGUUGACGAACAUUGUGAAUAAUUCAUUGUCGUAUUUGAAUAGCACCAGCAGUGGUGGUAGCGACGGUAAUGGUGAGGAUCGAUCGGAAACUGGUUUUACGGAUUUGAGAGAUUUGGAGGAGUAUUCGCUUGCUGGUAUGAUAUACUUGCUACAACAAGUUAAGCCUAGUUUGAGUAAAGGUGAUGCGAUGUGGUGUUUGCUAAUGAGUGAGCUCCAUGUUGGUAGGGCAAGUAGUAUGGAUGUUCCAAGUUCAGGAAAUAGGGCUUGUUGUUGUGCUAAGGAAGAUAGCAAUGUAGAAGGAGUUGGUAGUACUCUAGAUCUUGCUAGUUUUAUGGCACCAGCAUUGUGUCGAUUCCAUGGAGGUUGGGAAUUUGAGAAUGGAGGAGGACCUGAGUUUUCUGGGAAGGGGUUUUCUAUGAACAAUGCUGAGCUAAAAUUGCAGAGAGAGAUUGAGUGUCCGAGGAGGUUUAAUCUCACGCCUUCUAUGAAGUCUUUGUUGAAGCGGAAUGUUGCAGCGUUUGCUGCUGGGUUUCGUGGUAGCAUGAAGCAGAAAGAGUCUGAAGCUAGUGGUAAUAGCUUGUCUUGUAACGAUCCUGCACGCGUGGAGGCUUGUGAGCAGCAGCCGCGUGGCUCAGGGAGUGAAGAAAGUGUGAGUUCCGUGUUGGAGAAAUUUCAGGAUCUGAACCUUGAUGAUAAUGUAGAAUCGGUUGGUGUUGAUGAUAAGGACGGUGUGAUAGUCACUCUGCUUGAUGAGGUUAAGGAUCUCGAGAAGAAAUUAAAGGAAAGGAAAGAUUGGGCUCAGAAGAAGGCAAUGCAAGCUGCACAAAAGGUAAGCGAUGAGCUGGCCGAGCUGAAAUCAUUGAAUAGUGAAAGACAAGGAAUCCAACUGUUGAAAAAAGGGAACCAAGCUGCUGAAGAAUCAACCUUGAAAAGAAUAUCCGACUUAGAUAUUGCUGUUAAAAAGGCUCAAUGUCAGUUGGACAGGGCAGAGUUGAUUGUAGGAACGCUUGAGAAACAAAACGCAGAAUUCCGAGCAGAGAGGGAGGGUUUCAAAUUAAGUGCAUCAGAAUCGCUUAAAGCGUGCAUGGAAGAAACAAAGAAGGAGAAAAAAUGCAUGAAGAAGCUUUUGGCGUGGGAGAAGCAGAAACUGAAAUUGCAGGAUGAGAUAACAGUUGAAAAAGAAAAUAUUAAGGCCCUUUAUAAGGCUUUAGCUCAGAUCACAGAGGACGAAAAGGAAACUGAGGCAGAAUGGAGGCAAGAGCAGAAAGCAAAAGAGCAAGCUCUGGCUCAAGUGGAGGAAGAACAACGCUCAAAAGAAGCAGCCGAGGCUCACAACAAGAGAAAGCUCGAGACUCUACGGUUAAAAAUCGAACUAGACUUCCAACGACACAAAGACGAUCACCAAAGACUCGAGCAAGAACUAUCUCGGCUCAAAGCCUCUUCAGACACUGACUCAAGCCACUUACCCAACAACGUUUGGAAACCUGAGAAAUCUCAAGGAGAAAACAUCGCUAAGCUCCUUGAAGAACUCGAUAGGCUUGAAGGGACGUAUGAGAACGAAGCAAACUAUGAUCGAGAAUGUAUAAUAUGCAUGAAAGAUGAAGUCUCUGUGGUGUUUCUUCCUUGUGCGCAUCAAGUUGUGUGUGGUAGUUGCAGCGAUAGCUUCUUCUCCAGCGAAAACAAUGGCGGAAGCAAAGUCACUUGUCCUUGCUGCAGAGCUUUGGUUCAGCACCGAAUCCGUAUCUUUGGAGCAACGUCAUGAUUAUAAAACCGGCAAAAGCUUCUCUUUGGGUUUCAAAGAGAUCAUCACCACAACUUCAGGUUUUACUUUUGUAAGUAAAAUAAAUAAAUGCUUAACUUUAUCCUCAAAGUUUUUUUAUACUCGGGAAAUUUCUUUUUUUGACAAAAAAUCUUGCACGAUGUACAAAAACUUGCGAUCGUGAUCGAAACUUUUUUUGGGUUUAUUAAGGGUGAUUGUCUUCAA